Messenger RNA from Bombus pyrosoma, 502 nucleotides. RefSeq lists its product as uncharacterized. Lineage: Eukaryota; Metazoa; Arthropoda; Insecta; Hymenoptera; Apidae. The transcript is spliced from 4 exons. Bases 118 to 435 code for a protein of 105 amino acids. The record is from RefSeq and is a predicted model, not a curated record.
CGUUGCUGGGUCAACGUAGGUGUAGUGUUAAGGGUAGCUCGCGUCGGUCACGACGUACGGCACUGUGUGUCACGGACAGAAAGUGUGGCAGGGCGUGCAAGGAGUACAGAAUCGAGCAUGGUCACCCGAGGGAGUUCAGUAAACGCGGCAGGAUUAUCCGUAGCGGCAGUAGCCCGGUGGUUGCAACGAGCUCGAACGAGGAUCGAAGAAAGAGAAAGAGAACACUCCGGGGGCACAGCUACUCCAGACGGACAAGCCGAUUCACGGACGUUCAAGAAAGGAGGGACGAGGGAACAAAAAUCCAACCUUCAGUGCGAAAACACGGAGCUGGAAGUUGCGGUGAAUAGCGGCUGGCGCGACGUUCGGAUUUCCUCGUAUGAACAAAUUUCCAGUCAGUCGUCGUUCCACCCUCCAGGCAUCGAACCUUACUUUUAGUUUCCUUUACGUGAAGAGAAAGUGUUCGACCGUAAAAUAUCCGAAGAAAAAGUUUCGCAAGGGUGCC